UCCGCCGCCGCCGCCGCCGCCGCCGCCACGGGACCGGGCUGAGUUGCUGUUUGUUCCGAGCCGCUACCCUCGCCGUUGCGAUGCCGCUGGAGAACCUGGAAGAGGAGGGUCUGCCCAAGAAUCCGGACCUACGCAUCGCGCAGCUGCGCUUCCUGCUCAGCCUGCCGGAGCACCGCGGGGACGCGGCCGUGCGCGACGAGCUGAUGGCAGCCGUCCGCGAUAACAACAUGGCUCCUUAUUACGAAGCCUUGUGCAAAUCCCUUGAGUGGCAGAUGGACGUGGACCUGCUCAGUAAAAUGAAGAAGGCAAAUGAAGACGAGUUGAAACGUCUGGACGAGGAGCUGGAAGAUGCGGAGAAGAAUCUGGGAGAGAGCGAAAUCCGAGACGCGAUGAUGGCAAAGGCCGAGUACCUCUGCCGGAUAGGUGACAAGGAAGGUGCUCUGACAGCCUUUCGCAAGACAUAUGACAAAACCGUGGCCCUGGGUCACCGACUGGAUAUUGUGUUCUAUCUCCUUAGAAUUGGCUUAUUUUACAUGGAUAAUGACCUCAUCACACGGAACACAGAAAAGGCCAAAAGCUUGAUAGAGGAAGGAGGAGACUGGGACCGGAGAAACCGCCUAAAAGUAUAUCAGGGUCUUUAUUGUGUGGCUAUUCGUGAUUUCAAACAGGCAGCUGAACUCUUCCUUGACACUGUUUCAACGUUUACAUCCUAUGAACUCAUGGAUUAUAAAACCUUUGUGACUUACACUGUCUAUGUCAGCAUGAUUGCUUUAGAAAGACCAGAUCUCAGGGAAAAGGUAAUUAAAGGAGCAGAGAUUCUGGAAGUGUUACACAGUCUUCCGGCAGUUCGGCAGUAUCUGUUUUCACUCUAUGAAUGCCGUUACUCAGUUUUCUUCCAGUCAUUAGCUGUUGUGGAACAGGAAAUGAAAAAGGACUGGCUUUUUGCUCCUCAUUAUCGAUACUACGUGAGAGAGAUGCGGAUUCACGCAUACAGCCAGCUGCUCGAGUCAUACAGGUCAUUAACCCUGGGCUAUAUGGCAGAAGCCUUUGGUGUUGGUGUGGAGUUCAUUGAUCAGGAACUCUCCAGAUUUAUUGCUGCUGGGAGGCUACACUGCAAAAUAGAUAAAGUGAAUGAAAUAGUGGAAACGAACAGACCUGAUAGCAAGAACUGGCAGUACCAAGAAACUAUCAAGAAAGGAGACCUGCUAUUAAACAGAGUUCAAAAACUAUCCAGAGUAAUUAAUAUGUAAGGAAAAAAAAACCCUCAUACACCAAGGAUUUCCUGUAGAGGUGCUUACUUUACUUUGUGCCCAGUUGAACUGUAUAAAAUAAAUACUGCAUGGUUUCUUUCA
This is a messenger RNA of Lagenorhynchus albirostris (white-beaked dolphin), 1352 nucleotides long. RefSeq names its product proteasome 26S subunit, non-ATPase 6 (gene PSMD6). The record is from RefSeq and is a predicted model, not a curated record. Gene Ontology annotation, molecular function: protein binding. Gene Ontology annotation, cellular component: proteasome regulatory particle. Gene Ontology annotation, biological process: proteasome-mediated ubiquitin-dependent protein catabolic process. The transcript is spliced from 8 exons. Bases 81 to 1250 code for a protein of 389 amino acids. Lineage: Eukaryota; Metazoa; Chordata; Mammalia; Artiodactyla; Delphinidae.